AUGAAUACUCCAUUUUAGGACACUAAAAUUGACCAAUAAAAUAUUUAGCUCUAUUAAGAUAUUCCCGAAGAGGAAUUUACCAAAAAUGUCAAUCCUGAGGCUCAAAAAUUAAUUUUAAAAAUCAAGAGAAAUGCUUUAAAAAGUCUCUCACCUGAUAAAAGUCCUAAAUCAUUUGAUAAUUUAGCUAACUUUAAUACGACCCAAAUGAAGCUACCCAAAUCACAAGCGUUCAUUACUCUCAAUAGCAGCAAGUCAACUCUUCUUCCAUAAAUAUCAAACAAUUAGAGUACUCUUAAUUGCUUAGAAAUGAAAAGUAGAUAAACAUUUGUAGGCGAGAAUUACAAGCAGUAGAGUUUUCUUUCUUAGUUUUAGUCAGGCAAAAGCGAAUACUCAUAUGACUACAACUAAAGAAGGAAGAAGUAAAACAAAACUAUUUUUUAAGAAGAUAAAAUGGAAUAAGAGCGUAUUGUGAAGCUAUCUUAUUUAAAAAGCAAAUAUGAUUAGUCUUUGAAAAAUACAUUUUGUCUUAGAAAUAAAAGCAGCUAAAUACGAUCUAUGAGAGAGAUUUCUUCAAAAUAAAUGUCACCAUAAAGAACAAACACUCACAUAAAUGAUAAGAGCGCUGUUACUUAAUCAGAUCAAUAUAACAUAAAAAAUAUUUUAGGAAUUUUUGUUUAGAAGAAAAAAGAUGAUUAAGAAUAGAGCAAAUUGCUUUUAAGGCAUACACAAAGUUAAAAAACAAUUCCAUCUCCUUUGAUUUCUACUUAUAAAUAUGAUAAAAUAUACAAGAUGUUUGUAGAGUAAUAAAUAUUGCAAGCUCAAAAAGAAGCAUAAAAUUAAGAAUAAAAUCAGACAACUCAGUUUGCUUUCGAUACAAAUUAAGUUAGAAAGAAAAGAGUGGUUAAAUCUGAUUUUAGGAUCAAAACGCUUGGGAGCUAAAAUGAGCUUGUAGACUAUAUUGAUACAAAGAGAACUUUAGAUAAUGACUAUAGCAAUUAAUUAUCUCCGAUUCAGCAAAUGUCACACAUGUCAUACGAGCUAGUAUAAAAAUAGCCUUACAUGUCUCUUUAACAACAUAACAGCAAGAAUUUAAAUAAAUUUUUUCCAAGCUCAUUCAAAUCUAAAAAAGAUUACCUUUAAUUCAUCAAUAAUCCACUUUCUUUGUAAGGAUCAAACAUUCAAACUAGCGCUUAGAAUACAUAAAAUAUAUUUUCUAACAAUGCCAUCAAAUAAAUAUUCAAUAAUUCACCUUCUAAAGAUACUUCUUCUGACGAACUGAAUUCAAAUUAAUCUUAAGAUCUAAUCAAAAAAUCAUCUUUUUAAUUAUCACUCUAAUAAAAGCAUUCUCAGUAGCAUAAACCUUUUGGUAGUUUCACUCAAUCCUCUUUCAAAAGAAUUGCUACGGAUGCAAUUGAUAUGAUAAAUAAUGGAGAAGAAAGAGAUAACAACAACUUUUAAAACAGAAGAAAAUUAACACAGACAAAAUCUAGUAAGCAUGAUAUUUUAUCGAAAUUUGGCUCUCAGGAUUUUGAAGAUGAUGAAAUUUGUAGCCCAGUAAUUGAUGUUCACAUUGCUUUAAAUAAGUUAAACGACUUAAAAAUAAAUGAAGAUUCUAAAUUAGAACUAGAUAAUUCAGAAUAAAAAUUAAUUUCCUUAAAAAAAAUAAAUGAUAAAAAUGGUGAGUCAUCAAAGCCAAAAUCAAAAAAAUAAGUCGAUUUCGAAAUAGGUGAAACUAAAAAGUAUAAAACAACUAAAGAUUUAAAUAGUGAAGAAAACUCUAAAACAGAAAACCAUUCUUAAUAAGUUUAGUCUUUGAAGCAAUUAAAAUCUCAAGAAUUUGGAUAUGAAAGUGAGGAUUCUGAAGAUGACGAUAGUGGAGAUAUGGAUUAAGAUAAUAAUAAAAAGAGGAUUUUAAAGAAUUAACCAUCAAUUUCUUUAAAAGUAAAAGGAGAUCAAUAAAACUUUGAAAGUGAGGUAGAAGAAGCUUCUGACUCACAUGGUUUCGUUCUUAAAAAGACUAUUGAUUUCGCCCAGCUUAAAGAAUUGCGUGAUAAAACAAUUAACAGACUGAAUGGUAAUUAAAUAGUGAACAGGAGAUCAUCAAACAGCUUAACUUUAAAAAGAGAAAACAAAAAUAAAUUUCAUCCUUUGGUCUCACCUGCUAAAUUCUCAGGAAAACAAAUUUUCGAUUUCAAUUCAGAUGGAAAUAUCAAAUCCCAUGGAAGCACAGAGAAAGAAAUAAAAGAAGAAAGUAAGAAAAAAAUAAGCAUCAGGUAAUAUUUCAAAAGUGGGAAUGGGAAAAAGAAAGGAAAAGGUAAGAAAAAGAUGCAAGAGCAAUAAACUUAAGAAGAAAAAUAAAAGCAAUAAGACUUAAAAAUAGCUGAAAAACUGGAUGGAUUAAAGGAUAAGCUUCGAACUUCUGUGAAAGUAGUUAUAAGGUAGCAAAUCCAAAAGAAAAUACAGAGUACUCUUUCAACAAAGAUUUUAAAUAAUCUCUAAAUAAACGAAAUUGAGGAGUAAAAUUAAUAUAAUGAAUUUGAUGAUAAAUUAAUUGAUAACCCUUUUUCACUUGAAUCUCCGUUUUCAGAUUAAUCUAUGUUUGGUGGACUUAACUAAUAAUAAAUUAGCAAUUAAGCUAAAAUUCUUUCUCCUACAUCAUCCAAAGAUACAUCUUCUUUAAACCUUAAACAAAAUUCUUCAAUAAGUGAAAAAUUUAACCCAAGAAAACCAUCUUUGCAAAUUCAAGUAAGUUAAAAUAACUCCAAAAAAAGUUCUAUCCAUAAUAGUGUCUCUCCCAAAAGCGAAGGUCCAAAUAACUAACAAAAGUAAGUAGGACUCUCAAAAUAUUCAAAUAAUAACAACAAUUAGUCAAAUUAAAAUUCACAAAAAAAUAAUUAACUCGUCUCUCCGAAUAAAAAACUUUAAAAUCCAACCUAUGAUGAACAACAAAAAGAAGUUUAGCAAUAUUCUUCUGCUAUUAUGUCCUUUUUUAAUGCUUGUGUUGAGAAUAUGAAGAAUAACACAACUUUAAUCUCUCACGAUUUCCAACUUAAAAACCUUAAAAAUUUCAAUCAACAAUUCAGCUAGGAUUUAGUUGAAUAAUUUGCAUAAGAAAUGAGAAAUCAAAAAAUGUCAAACCAAGAAGUAGAGAGAUUUAAAUAUAUUUAUGAGAUCAACACCAAAAUGCACGUUUUCUAUAAAGGAAUAGUAUAGCUUCUAGGAGGAAUUAACAAAUUGCAAGAACUUAUUUAAUAAAUUAUUAAAAAAAUAUCUUCUCAUCUAACAAUAUUAUCAGUUAAUCAUGUAUUUUCUGCUGAGUAAAUGUUUAGAAGAAUUAUUCCAGGCAUCUGUGCUUUGUUGUGUGAAGAUCAUAAGCUAUUUUACUAAACCUUAAAGAUAUUUAUGGCAACAAAUAAGGAAGAUUAAUUUUCAUAUAUAGAUUUCUAUUUUAUUAAAAAGUACAUUUAUAGUUUUCUAACCAAACAAAAGAAAAAUGAAAUCAGUCAGCAACUUUGCCUACUGAUUAUGUAAAAGAUAGAAUCUGUAAGAAGAUUUGUUUUUCCAAUAAAUGUUUUAUAAGACUAAAAGCUGAGAGAUACAGUCGCCUAAAAACUUUUUGAAUGUGAAAAAUUUAUGGAAUUUUUCUGUCCUCAGUUCGAACUAAAGCAUAUAAAGAAUAUAAUUCAUCAUAUAUAUGAAUACUUUUACUAUGAUGGAGAAGACUAACAAAUACUAGAAUUCAAAUCUAUCAGAAAAGCUAUUGAACCUUUUGUUAAAGGUAAAGUUUCUAGAAAAAUAUUUGACUACAUAGAACAAUUUACAUAAAAGGCUUUGUAAGAAGAUCCUUUUACACUAAAUGUAAUUUUGCGCGAUCUUCACUAUAAAUUUACAAAAGUUAGACUUCGUUUUGGAUACAACUAAGGCAUUUUCGGAAUUGUUAAAUUUAAUGAAAUACCAUAAUUAAUAGAAGCCCUUAAAGAAGAAAUAAGCAAUUCUGUUGAAUAUGGUUUGCUUGCUGAGCUUAGCGAAGUAGAAUAACAAAAGGUUAAGGAUACUUCAUUUAUGCAUAAAUACUUGAGGUUUUUGCUCUCUGAGUAUGACAUAUUUUCUGUUUAUGAUGCCUCUGUAGCUAUGUCCUAUCUUGGAGUUACAGUUAAGUUCUUUAAGUUUUGGCUAUGCUGCUUACAUAGCGUCAUGCUCACUAGAUAUAAUCUUCAACCUUCCAAAGUGUAAAUCUUUAUGAGGUUUGUUGAAGUUUGCUGUCCAGCAAUUUGA
Tetrahymena thermophila SB210 is the source of this 4275-nucleotide messenger RNA. RefSeq lists its product as hypothetical. The record is from RefSeq and is a predicted model, not a curated record. The transcript is spliced from 2 exons. Lineage: Eukaryota; Ciliophora; Oligohymenophorea; Hymenostomatida; Tetrahymenidae.